This is a messenger RNA of Arabis nemorensis, 705 nucleotides long. Lineage: Eukaryota; Viridiplantae; Streptophyta; Magnoliopsida; Brassicales; Brassicaceae. The record is from the annotation of a GenBank genome assembly.
AUGGUGGAUGUAGAGGAAGACGAAGACGUAAUUCCGGUGGAAGAGGACACAGCUUUGACGGAGGAAGACGCUGUUUCGGUGGAGGAAGAUGCAGUUUUUGUAGAGGAAAACGUGAUGGAGGAGGAGGUGGCGAAUGAGCUUAUCGGAGCUCUUUCUUCGCUAAACCAAUCUGAUUUUUAUUUUGCUUAUAUUAUCUCCAUAGAUUUAGAGGAAAGAGAAAAAAAUAAAAGAAAAAUAUAUAUAGGUUGCAAAACUAAGAAGAUUCUCGGUGGCUUUUCAACCCAUGGCGGAGGGAGCGAAGUCGUCGUCCUCAUCUCAGCCGAUGAAACACAAGACUGGAUUCUCGGAGCCGGGUCGGGUUGGGUCGAAGCUCGGACAUCUUGCGAUCACUUGAAUUCUCUGUCUCCCGAUUUGGCUCACUUACCAACUCCUGAUACUCCUUGUUCAAGGUGCCAAAACCCGGUAGAGAACUGGUUAUGCCUUUGUUGUAAGGAGGUUCUAUGCAGCCGUUUUGUGAACAGACAUAUGCUGAUGCAUCAUCAACAAACUGGUCACUGCCUUGCACUCAGCUAUAGUGACUUGUCGGUAUGGUGCUUCUGCUGUGAAGGGUAUCUUGAUGCUCAGAUCAUAUUACAGCUUAGACCAAUUCACCAGGCUGCUUAUAUUCUUAAAUUUGGCGAGGCUCCUCCCUUACCCCAACUUUGA